Plasmopara halstedii is the source of this 186-nucleotide messenger RNA. RefSeq lists its product as uncharacterized. Bases 1 to 186 code for a protein of 61 amino acids. The record is from RefSeq and is a predicted model, not a curated record. The transcript is spliced from 2 exons. Lineage: Eukaryota; Oomycota; Peronosporomycetes; Peronosporales; Peronosporaceae.
AUGACGACAACUUCGGAGAGAAAUUGCAAGUGUAGUGUUAUGUGGCUACACACGAACGUGCGACUUGACCGCUUUCGAAGAGUUUCAGCUGUGCAUCUGCUUUGCCUUAUCGCUGUUUUUCGUAAAGACAUUCGAUGGCCUUCGAAUUGCGCAUUUGUCAUUUCAGAGUUGCGUUCCGUCUUGUGA